AUACGUCGUCGAUUCUAUAUUUCUACUGCUGUUGUUCUAUGUACACCUUGGGCAAACUGAAAAUUUGUUUGUGGUCGCCGGGAUUUGAGUCGGCUGGAAGUGGUGUUAUAGUCAUGUGUAACGUCAUUUUGGUUGCAUGAAAAACAUUAUUAUUAUCAUCAUCUCUAGAUAGUAAAGUGUCCUGUUAACUGUUAGAAACGAUUCCGCGUGUAGUUAACAUAAAAUCUCAAUAUGUUCCAUCUGAAGUCGGUAGUAAAAGGGGCCGUGCCUUUGAAGCAUAGUUGCCAUAAUUUGGAAGUCAGCACUUUUUUGCGGGUUUGCCCUACAGCCGUCCAAAUAGCGAAUUCUAGAUCGUAUGGAGACCACCAAAUUCCUGAUAGGUUAAAACAUGUUGCCACCGCAGCGAACCCGAGGUUUUUUGAUAUGGUGGAGUACUUCUUUCACCGGGCAUGUCAGAUAGCGGAAGAUAAGUUAGUAGACGACCUAAGAAUUCAUCACAAGAUGACGAUGGAAGACAGGAAGAAGAAGGUUAAAGGCAUCCUGAUGUUGAUGCAAGGUUGUGAUCACAUCCUUGAAGUAGCGUUUCCAGUAAGACGUGACAACGGCGACUACGAGAUGAUAACUGGCUAUCGUGCUCAGCACAGCACACACAGGACACCUUGCAAAGGAGGUAUCCGGUUCUCGUCGGACGUGAACCGCGACGAGGUGAAGGCGCUGUCCGCCCUCAUGACCUUCAAGUGCGCGUGCGUGGACGUGCCCUUCGGCGGCGGCAAGGCGGGCCUCAAGCUGAACCCCAAGGAGUACAGCGAGCACGAGCUGGAGAAGAUCACCCGCCGCUUCACGCUGGAGCUGGCCAAGAAGGGCUUCAUCGGGCCUGGCUUGGACGUACCGGCUCCUGACAUGGGCACAGGCGAGCGGGAAAUGUCGUGGAUCGCGGACACCUACGCUAAAACCAUAGGCCACACGGACAUAAACGCGCACGCGUGUGUGACGGGCAAGCCCAUCAACCAGGGGGGCAUCCACGGGCGCAUCUCUGCGACGGGCCGCGGCGUCUUCCACGGCCUCGAGAACUUCAUCAACGAGGCCAACUACAUGAGCAUGAUCGGCACCACGCCGGGCUGGGGCGGCAAGACCUUCAUCGUGCAGGGUUUCGGCAACGUAGGAUUGCAUACCAUGCGGUACUUGCAUCGCGCUGGAGCGAAGUGUGUUGGAGUAAUUGAGCGUGAUGGUUCCAUAUACAAUCCUGACGGAAUCGACCCCAAGCAACUGGAGGACUUCCGCAACGACACGGGCAGCGUGCUGAACUUCCCCGGGGCCAAGCUGUACGAAGGGGAGGACCUCAUGUACGAGCCGUGCGACAUCUUCGUCCCCGCGGCCACCGAGAAGGUCAUCAACUCCGAGAACGCUGGUCGCAUCCAGGCCAAGAUCAUAGCGGAGGCCGCGAACGGGCCGACCACCCCGGCGGCGGAGAGGAUACUCAUCGAGAAGAACGUGCUGGUGAUCCCGGACCUGUACAUCAACGCCGGAGGAGUGACUGUGUCCUUCUUCGAGUGGCUCAAGAACCUCAACCACGUGUCGUACGGCCGGCUGACCUUCAAGUACGAGCGCGAGUCCAACUACCACCUGCUGGAGUCGGUGCAGGAGUCUCUGGAGCGGAGGUUUGGACGGGUGGGGGGCCGCAUCCCCGUCACCCCCUCCGAGUCGUUCCAGAAGAGGAUCUCCGGUGCGUCCGAGAAGGACAUCGUGCACUCCGGGCUGGACUACACCAUGGAGCGCUCUGCCCGGGCCAUAAUGAAGACGGCCAUGAAGUUCAACCUGGGCCUGGAUCUGAGGACUGCGGCCUACAUCAACUCCAUCGAGAAGAUAUUCACCACCUACAAGGAAGCAGGCUUGGCUUUCUAGAGGCUCUGCUUCGUCCCCAACACCCCCUUCUUUUUCUGCCCGGCCAGUGUACUUGCCAGGUUUUCGCUAGUGCAGACGUCAAUAAGGCUCAUUACUGCACGCUGGGUUAGCAAUGGUACCUCAGUUCAUGCUUUUGCAUCUUAACUACUGCCACUGUCUUAUCGUUACAUAUCUCAUAAAUAAGUGAAUUACUGCAGUUUAUUUUAUUUCUUGCUGAAGUUCUUGAGUUAAACUGUAACUGUGGAUUAGUGUUAACUUUUAUGAAUCUUAUUUGGUUAAUCGAAUUUGACAAAAUAACUUUUUUAGUCUGGAUUUUAGGUUCCUGGGGGAACAUGAAAGUGCAUUUAGGUGUGGUAGCAUCUGGAAUCAGUUGAUCUGUGUGUUGAACCUACAAGUUUGUCCCCAUGUGUCUUCAGCAUAUGUACUUGAACAUUUAUUCCAACAGCUUAUGAAAUGGAAAAUGAUGAAGUAUUGCUUAUCACAUUUUCCUUACCUCGUACUCACUGCCAACUGAUAUAUAUUUAGACAUGGUGAUAACCUACUGUGAUUAUGUAGAUAUCCUGAAUUGGUGUAUUUUGAGGCAUAGGUGUUGAACAUCAGUCAUUGGAGAUUUUCCCAAGUUGAUCAUAGUAAAAUAUCCCAUUGAACAUACACACAUAUUCACAAUAUAAAAAAAAACCUCAAGUUAAUGUUGUUACCUUUUUGUGUGAAGGCAGACAUUUCUCUAAGGUAAAAAAGUUUGAUGAAAGGGCAUUUUUAUUUUUUAAUGUGCUAUUUAAGUGAGAAAUAAAACUUUCCUGAUGAAACUGAGUGAGCCUCACUGAAGUUAGUAUCUCAGGGCUAUGCUCGUUAUUCCCCAGCUUCCUGUUGGCCAUAGUUAUCUUCGGUGUCGACUGGCAGCCCAUUGGCCGCCGCAACCAUCCUUUUAGUGUUCAGGCUGUAUCGGUUCAUAACCAGCCGGGAACUUAAAAAUGUACUUUGAAAAAAAAAACUGCUGUAUUUGUAAGAUAAAACUGUAAAAUUUUAAAGUGAUGUGCACACUUGUGCAAUCACUUAAAUAAACAGUCAUGUAAUGUC
Bacillus rossius redtenbacheri is the source of this 2979-nucleotide messenger RNA. RefSeq names its product glutamate dehydrogenase, mitochondrial (gene Gdh). Gene Ontology annotation, biological process: L-glutamate catabolic process. Gene Ontology annotation, molecular function: L-glutamate dehydrogenase (NAD+) activity. Gene Ontology annotation, cellular component: mitochondrion. The record is from RefSeq and is a predicted model, not a curated record. The transcript is spliced from 9 exons. NCBI's taxonomy places the organism in Eukaryota, Metazoa, Arthropoda, Insecta, Phasmatodea, Bacillidae. The coding region runs from base 232 to 1902 and encodes 556 amino acids.